This is a messenger RNA of Mercenaria mercenaria, 5641 nucleotides long. RefSeq lists its product as uncharacterized. The transcript is spliced from 31 exons. The record is from RefSeq and is a predicted model, not a curated record. The coding region runs from base 198 to 3875 and encodes 1225 amino acids. NCBI's taxonomy places the organism in Eukaryota, Metazoa, Mollusca, Bivalvia, Venerida, Veneridae.
CACCGGAAGUAUACAAAUGUUGCUAGCAAGUGUUUGUACUUUGAUUAAUUUUAAUUUGAAGUAACCACUACAGCAGCUGAAGAUAUUCUGGCCAUUUCACAUCAUUGUCAUGUCGUUUACAGUCACCUUGCAAGAUGAUUGACAGUGACAAUAGGGAAGUGCAGGGCUGAUUGGAGUGAACUGCACUGAAAGCCAGAAUGAAGAGACCAUUAACAAUGAAGAGUGGGAAAAGUGGGAAGAGUGGUGUGGCACUCAAGUCCAACUACUCUGUACAUCACCGCUCCGACAUUCUCAUGGAGGAACAUAUUGAAUCAGUGCAGAAAGGUCAAGAAGAAUUGAAGAAAGCUCUGUCUGACCUUGAAGCAGCAAAAGGGGAGGAAGAGAUUGACAAAUGUCGGACUGCAGUACAGGAGGCCAAGGAGAAAUCCGAGAAGGCCAUAAUGGUUUUACAGGUUCUAACCAAAGUUAAUACAGAGCUGCAGUUUGCUCGCAAUGAACUGGAAGAGGCCCUGGAAAAACAGGAAGGUGACAUCAACGAGGCCAGGAAGAGGGUUAUGUGGUUGGAAGACAGAAUUGGCAUACUGUGUGGGAAAGCCAGACUUAGGGGUCAAGCAAGCCAGAAACCAAGAGCAAAGAGUUUUAGGUCUCCAGAAAGGUCAUAUAGGUCAAGGUUAGGUAGUGCCACAGACAGUAGCGACAGUGAAGAUGGGUAUGAAAGGGGCCGGCCAUUGCGUAUGGGACGUAACAUGUCAAUAGAAGUUAGCGAGGUGACUACACGUCGCGCGGGCAUGUACUCCCCAAGCGAGUCAGGCUCAGAUUAUCCGGCAUACCAACAAUCAGCACGUGCAGGCCUGGCAGAUACACCGUCUUCAGGUGCAGAAUCAUACUUAAUGGCACAGCAGAAAAUGGGGAUCAUGAAGGGUCCAAGCAUGAUGUCAGGACCAGGGAUGGGGGACAGUGAGUCUGAAUCUGAAGACGGCAUGCCUCCUAUGAUGCCAGGGAUGCCACCAAUGUCAGGACCAGUCCUGGCUCAGCCAAGACAAGUUGUGGAGGACUCUGGUUCAGAGUCUGAUUCAGAAUACAGAGAUGCACCUCCCCCUCCACCUGUACAUCAAGGGGAGGGGUAUUCUGUCCUCAAACCUGCAGGUUAUAUGGCACAACAGGAAACUGAGAGCUCAAAAUUUGAGGAGGAGGCUGACACAGCUAGGAGUGAAAAAAGUGAUGUUGAGUCAGAACCAUACACAGGAAGACAGACAGAAGAACAAACGGAUAGACAGAUGGAGGAAGACACACAGGAGGUACAGGAACAAGGUGAUGAAACAGAAAUAGAAAGAAAAGAUAAAGGAGAGGAAGGAGAAGAUCUGGAGAGAGAGAAAAGUGAAGUGUCGGAACAGACAGAGACAGCCAGUUUGUAUAGUGAGGUCAGCCGACAAACUGAACAAACACAACAAGAAGCUGAUCCAGCAUUUAUGACAGAGGUGUCGUUCCACAAGGAGAAAACUGUCACUAUAAAAACACCAAAAAGACAGACUAGGCGAGGGCCCCGUAGGGUAACGUUUCGAGAUAUGGUGAAUGAGGACAUGGUACAGUCACUGGAGGUUCAGGAUGAGAGUGGGCCUGAGGAGGGACUCGACAUUGACAAGGCACGUGACUACUGGCUGUCCGAGCACCACAGGUUUGAGUACUCAGAGUACUCUGAAGUCCUACUGGAGUUGGAUCCCCUGUCAUACCACAAUGUUGGUCUUGCUCUGCCAGGGACUUUCAUAGAGAAACCAACCAAAGGUUUUGAAGGGUUGCCAUGGAGAUCUAGAAGGAAAGGAAGUGAUAUCAAUGAUAUACAUAAACUUGCCUUAGAUAAGUUAGCGGGUCGUGUACACACAAUGUAUGACAAGUUCUAUGAUGCUUCACUGCUGUCUGUGAGACCUUCACAAGGAAUAGAGGGUAAAAGGGAGACAACCAUGUUCUCUAACUUUGAUGGUACAAGAGAGGGAGCUAGGUCGGGGACUCCUACAGACAGCAGGCCUGGUAUGGUGACAGCACCACCUACAACAGCAGACGGUAUGUCUCGACCUCAGACUGUGUCACAGGAAAUAGUUCCCAGUAAACUGCGACCUGGCCUAAAUGUAUACCACCCAAAGCCUAUACCACCUCCAGAAAUGCUGCCUUUAACAAGAACUAGUAAAGAUAAGGAAUAUCCGCGACUGUCUAACACAUUCUGUGAAGCUGACGAUAUUCUUACCCACAAACCUGCAAUCAGAAUCGUUGAUCAGCGUAACCUGUACAAGGAAACUAAACUGAAGCUGUAUCGAGAUCGACCAAAGAGAAAUGAAGAUGGUCCAAGUACGACUGAGAAAAAGUUCCGUAUGAUGUUGGAACAGGAGAAAAGUCUCGCUUCACGAAGUUCACGUAGCUCCAGGCAGACAACACCAACUUCAUCGAGAUCUUCUACAGGAAAAAAUAGGGAAAGUACACCAAUGUCAACCAUUUCAAAAUCAGUUUCUUUAAUGGGUAAGGCUGGACCAGGAACUAGAAUGUCAAUGAGCAGGACACUCACUAAAGCGGAGAGUCAGACACGCCCUGACAGUGAAACUGGAGCAAGUACUUGGUCCAGACUGAAACCCAGCAGCCGUGGAAAAGAAUUUGGUGGAUUAAAGUGGGAGAGAGUAAAGACUGUUGUACAUGUUGCUCUGGUCUCGAAGCGAGCUGAGGAGAGGAGAGAUGCUGCUAAACACCUUGGUCUGCUUCGGUGCGGAGAUGCCAUGGUGUUUUUUGCCCUCAAGGAGAGGCUGAGGGUAGAUGAGGACUCUAGAGUGAAAUAUGAGGCUGCCAAGUCACUUAUUCUCCUAGGAUGUUGGGACGAGGAUGUGUUACAGAUUGUAUUGAAGUAUAUGGUGAUUGGUAACUCAGAAAUACGACAAGAUCUCAUCCUGAAUAUGAUAGAUGGAAAAAAUGUUCAAUAUGUCAACAAGAAAACACCAACGUUUCCAGAACUGGUUAAAGUUCUGAGUCAUUUCUGUUGUAACCCCGACCCAGAGGACACUAUAGCGUUUGAUGCUGCAGUGUUGCUAGGCAAACUCUGUGUCAUGGAUGAGAACGCAAAAUUCAGGCUUAUGAGAUCCCUAGAGCAUAGUACUGACACGCAUAUCAGAGCUAAAGCACUGGAAGUGUUGGUGAAGCAGUUGAACUGUACAAGUUGGGAGGUUGUUCAGCACUUGCUGUCACUGUUCAAGGAGUCACCAGUGUGGAAGUAUAGGGCUCUCGCUGCUGACCUACUAAUUGUUCUUGGUAAAGAUCAUGUAUGUAAGAGAGGUGAGGAAGAGAAGAUAUAUCAGAUUCUGGAAAGGAAAUUAUGGGAUGAUCCUAACAGGGAUGUAAGAGUAUCAGCUGCUAAAGCUCUUGCUGCUCUCGGAAUGUUUGGAAAAGCAUGUGAACGCAUUGAAAAGAGAUUGGAGGAUAUGGAUGAGGAUAUACGUGCUCAAGCUGUUAUCUCUGUUGGAACAUUAGAGAUGAAGAAUGAGAAGAUUAUACGACUCCUGUUGGAGAUGUUGGAACUAGAUGCCAGUGAAUAUGUCAGACUUAUGAUUGCUAGAACAUUCACAGUGCUCAAACUUGCUGAUAAGAGGGUCCUGAGAGCCCUCAGAGAGAGGGACAAGGUGGACGGUGCUCUAGCCAGGUUACACUUGAGAGACAUAACAAAGAGAAUCAAGGAAAGCAUUAAAAGUUCUGGAAUCUUUGGCCGUGCAGGUCCGACUUACGUCACCUACAGGCCGGAAGUCUACGGGUUCCCGCGCCUCAGCUCGCGGGAUAACACCGCGCUUCACUCCUGCAGUGACCGCAUGAGGUUACUUACUCUUGUUGGAUUCCAGUUACAGUAAGCCAAUAGGCUGAAGGGAUAAUUCUAUUGGUGUGUAAAUCUGAAAUAUAAACAUGGUAUAUACAAGAUUGUUCAUCAGUUUUGGUUACAGUAAGGCAAUAAUCUAGCUGGUAGACAUCGAGGAAUGCUAAAUUUAUUUGGUGCAGAGAUAACUGACAACCAGUAUUGAUAAAUACAUUAUCAAAAAAUGUCAGAAGAGGCAGUUUUAAAAAAAAUGGUUACUGUCAUAUAAGCUGGAAAAAGAAGCUUCAAGAUGAAAAUCAGGUUAAAUGUGCUAUGUUCUGAAGGAUAGAUAAUUUCCUGAAUCCUGGAUGUAGACGUCCACCAUAAGCAUACUUUGAAAUUGUAUUACUUGGGGACUACUUUCUAGAAUUUUCUUGUUAACAUGCGUAAUAAGUAACUGAAUUUCACAUGAAUCUUGCUGUCAAAUUUUGAAAUUGACAAAGUGAUACCCACACGAAGUAGCCAUUUUGGCCAAACCCACAAGCUUUUAUGCCAAAAUUAAGUAGUUAUACAUUUAGUGCUACACUUUUACCUUUAUUUUCACUGCAUGUUUAGUGUGGUAUGAAUACUGUGAUAUAUUCGAGAAGUUAUAUGUGCUUUUACAGAUUGUUAUUAUUUACAAAUGUAAUACAUUUAUGUUGAUGUCAUCAGUGACUUUUUUUGCCCUUUUGGGAAAAGGUCCGGUUCCAGAUAAAUUGGGAAAAAUAGCGGGGUUUUUACUCAGAUUGGGAAUUUUUAUAGUUAAUUAAUAACAUCAUUUAGAAUGCUUCUUCCUUUAAUUCCAUGUAACAUGUAAAUAUCAUCAAACAAACUGUUUGAAUGGUUAAAUCAUGGUGAAUGUCAAUGUAACUAAGUUUUCCUUCUACAAUCAUCAAAAUGCAAACUUAAUUUAGUCAUUUGGGGAAUUCUUGGAUGAUAAUUGGGAAAAAUCAUUGCAUUUUUCAGUUGGGAAAAGGUCCUUUUAGGGGUACUUUAUAAAGAAGGAAAAAAAUCGCUGGUCAUAACAUGACUAUAUACAUAGUAAUAUAAUAAUUUACUGUAGAACUGUAUGUUGAAGUUAUAUGCAGUAAGGGUACUGUUCCAGUAUUAUAAUUUAUUUUAUUUGUUAAUCAAGAUUUUAGUACAUCAUACAUAUUGCAGUUAUUAACAAACAGAGUUAUCUGUUAACAUAGCAUUUAUUUUUGAAAUAUGCAUUUUGUAAAACAACUAUAUAACCCAGAUUUUGACAUUUGCCAAUAAAAUGUUUGAUAUUUGUUCUAUGUCUGUUGAUGAUACCAUCAGUAAUACGUAAAUGCUUGAAUAUAAAUAUAAUAUAAGAUAUCUCUCAUUUACUAGUAUUUCACUACUUUCAUUUCUUAUGCAUUCAUAUUAAGUAUAAAAUGCAUUCAGUAUGUAAUAUUUACAAGUUAAUUUUAAGCAACAAUGAAACUUAAAAUCCCCAGUUUGUGAAACUGCAGCUGCCAGUAUAUUGUACAGAUAUACUUUAAAAUUGUGCAACCUCGUUUAUCAGAGUCUGAUUAUGUUUGAGUCAGUAAUCUAUGAGAAAAUUUUUUUUGCCAAACACCUUAAUAUUUUAGAUUAAAUUCUUCAUGGAAUUUUCAGACGAGUAUGUUAACUGCUGUGAUUAUUUGUUGUUGUGUUUACUCCUACAAGAACUGUGAUAAAUUUAUAAAUUCCUUGUGUUUUUGUGACGUAUAUAUGAUUGUUAAGUUUACGUAGUUUUGUAUGAACCUCUUCAAGAAUAAAGUAAAUGUCUGGAAUAAA